CGUCUUUUUAUUUUCACAUACAUAAAUUAACUCAUUCGAGUUCAUUUUCAAAAAAAAAUAAACUGCACAGUUUGAUAAAAUUAAAAUUUUACACGCAUAAUUAUUUAUUCUUAUUUCAAAAUAAAUUGCAUAGAUCGCCGAAAAGGCAGAACUAUAUAAUUUUUCAAGAUUCUUUCUCGAGUCUUUCAAUUCAACUUGACACCCACUGCAUAUCGUACGUUUUUUAUGAAGCGUCAUCGUGACAAGUCAAAAAACAUAACUUUUUUCCUAUCGUAUUUUUUCAUGAAAAUUCAGGCAUGGUUUUUGUAAAAGAUCAAUACAUCGCAAGAACUAUUCAAUAUAUGUGUAUAUUAACACUCCGAAACAGUUUGGGAAGUAGAUUCUGUUGCAUGAUUAUUCAUCGUAAUAAAACUCGCCAAUAGAGAGGCCGUGUGUAAAGGAAAACCCGGAUGCCAAUAACAAAGCAAAUCUCUCCAUCCCGCCAACCACCGCGAAUUUCGUAGAACACCGUGACAAAGGAUGAAUCCUGGAGGAAAGAAAGUGAUCACGCAAUAUCAAACAGUUUUGAUGUAAUGUAAUGGGAUCUUUAUAAGGUUGAGUAUGUUCAGUUACGACGAACAAAUCGAAUAAGAGGCUGAUCAUCAAUUGGAUCAACGCGUGACGCGUGACACAAGAUAUAUAUGUGAAACAAGACAGCAAGAAGAGAUAGGGGAACCCGUUUUUCAACUUGUUGAUGCAAAACAUGUGUAAAUUUGGUCUUCUAAGAAUAAAAUAAUUUCGUCACGCGUUCAUAUAUUUUUAACGAUUUACUCCUAAGAAUAUUUUCAUUUACGAAAAAGUUGUAAAAAUCAACGAGACUAUGGCAGGGAAUCAAGAGCGCCAAAUAGAUGAAAUAGAGGCAAUGUCGAGUAUUUGCGAAGAAGGGGAAUUCUUCCAAACGAAGGGUGAAAAUCAUCAGAUAAGAUUUGAAAUUCCAGUACACAUAGAGAAAGGGAUUUUGAAAGUAAAAUAUUCCAAUGUCAUAUGGCGGCAUAGUCCAAAGCAAAUGUAUUAUCACUUUUUAAUAAGAAACCUUCCUCCGAUCUGUCUUCAUUUGGAUUUACCACUGGGGUAUCCAGAGACGUUGCCUCCGAUAUACGAAAUUGAAAUAUGCUGGCUAUCACCAUGGGAGUGUUCUCUUAUUUGUCAGAAGCUCGAUGAAAUUUGGGCAGAUAAUCAAGGCUCUGAAAUUCUGUUCUUGUGGCGAGACUUCCUGCGAAAUGAUAUAUUAAGUUUUUUGCAUCACGAAGAAUCACUGGAUGUUUCAUUUUGGUUUACCAUUUACGCAGAGCCAGACGAUUUCUUGACUUUAGGAUUGUUCCAACUUUCUGAUGAGAGAGCAUCCACCGGAACAAUGUUCACUCACCCGAUGCACUAUAUGGAACAAUUUGAUGAGUGGAGAGAAUUAUCACUUUUUUGUAAAGGAUCCUGGAUGUGUGGCAUUUGCCUUGAAGAAUACUCAGGCCGAAAAUCAAUCAAGUUUUCCAAAUGUGAACACAUUUUCUGUAAAAAUUGCACAGCACAAUACUUUGCCAAUAAGAUAGAGAGUCAAAGCACAAAAAUUCAAUGUCCGGCUCUCAAUUGUUCCACCAUCGCUUCCAAUGAUCAAAUCAAAGAGAUUUGUCCUCAUCUUUGGAUCAAGUAUGAAAACUGUGUUCUGAAAACUUCUCUAAAUAAUAUGAAAGACGUAAUUACUUGCCCAAGACGCUUUUGCCAAAUGCCAGUCAUCAUCGAAAAUGAUGAAACUCUUGCAAGAUGCAGCACUUGUACUUAUAAUUUUUGCUUUUUCUGUCGAAAGGUUUAUCAUGGAAUUGCGCCUUGCCCUAUGACCUCCCAUGAAACUGCCAAUCUUGUAAAUUUGUACCUGACAGGAAACAAGGAUCAGAAGCAAAAUCUGUUGAAGCAGCAUGGUCGAAGACAGAUUCAGACGGUAGUCGAAGAAUAUCUUUCUAAAGAUUAUUUAACGAAAAACACGAGAUUCUGUCCUCAGUGCGAAACACCAACGGAGAAGAUCGAGGGUUGCAACAAAAUGAUGUGUGGAAAUUGUGAAACCAAUUUUUGUUGGUUGUGCGGACAACUUAUCACAAAUAAAAAUGCAUACGAUCAUUUUUUGAGCAAUAAAAACAAUGCGUGUUAUGGUCGUUUAUUUGAGGGAGUAUCAAACGUUAAUGACCAAGGACAAGAUUAAUGAACGAAAUUUUCGUUAUUUAAUCUGACGAUUUCGUAGAAACCAAUCGUUGCACCAUAGUCAUCAAACUGAUUCAGUUCUUCCGAAUCUUCUUACAAAAAUAAAUAUACUGUAUUUUCAUAUUCUUUCAUCCAAUAUUUACACGAACACUUGGGCACGGUGUUGUAAAAAAAUUCAAUUUGUUCCAUUGUAAAAACAAUUUGAAAAAUGCCCACACGAUAAUAAUGAAAGUCGAGUGCUUUGGUUUCAAAAACACGCGGAACAUAUUAUUCAUAUAAUUAAUAUUAUUGUUAGGUCAGACUUAUUGCUUAUUUUUCACCAUUGAUGAAGACACCAAUGUUUUUCCUCUUAUUUUUGUUCUCUCUUAAUUAACUUGAACUCGCCGAGUGUAUUUCCGCGUUCACCUCAGUCACCAUAUGCUCUACAGCAUUCAAUGUCGUUGAACCUCGUCGUUCUCCGAUCCCAAUUACAUCUGUGAAAAUUGUUAUAUCUCUUUAAUUUACUGUACAAAAAUAAUCAAAAUCAAAUGAGUAUAAUCAAUAUGUACGAUUGAAAUGAGCAUAAAUUACAUGGAUCAGUUACAAACAACGGACACAAACACACACCAUUGAAUCACAGGUCUUUGUUUAUCAAUAAAAUCUCAUAAAUUUA
Molecule: messenger RNA, 2878 nt
Organism: Venturia canescens
Lineage: Eukaryota; Metazoa; Arthropoda; Insecta; Hymenoptera; Ichneumonidae
Product: E3 ubiquitin-protein ligase RNF14-like
Exons: 5
Coding region: 860-2227 (455 amino acids)
Biological process (GO): protein polyubiquitination; ubiquitin-dependent protein catabolic process; positive regulation of proteasomal ubiquitin-dependent protein catabolic process
Cellular component (GO): cytoplasm; ubiquitin ligase complex
Molecular function (GO): ubiquitin protein ligase activity; ubiquitin conjugating enzyme binding; zinc ion binding
Source: RefSeq, a predicted model, not a curated record